CAUGCACCGCACCUGAAAACUACUAAGAGAGAGCAGUCAUAGGUGUCUAACUCAGUAACUAGGUGGAACGAGGAAGAAUGGGAGCCUGUCUCGGUAAAUCCAGCACUUCUCAUUCGAACUCAAGGCCCGGCAGACAUCCUAGUAAAAAGGAAAAGCCCUCUCCGCUCACUCUCACCCGAGACGAGUCGACCCAAGAGGGUACGGAUUUUCAACCCAGACAGAGAAAGAGCCAAGACCAGGUCGUCCCGCACUCGGUUCUCCUCUCCCUGACAUCAGUCCAACUCUACAACGACCCGUCUCCUCCUGAAUGUCCCUACUGUGGCAAACCCGGCAAUGAUAAAGCCGACAUGAUGAUCUGUAAGAGCGAGACUAUUCCUUACGACAUGUUUGAACUCCUAAUGGAGAGGGGCUGGUGGCGAACUGGUAAUAUAAUCUUUCGUCCGCAGCAAGAGAAUAUCUGCUGUCCGUCUUUUGCGAUACGUAGUCCGGUAAGUGAGUACAAACUAACGAAGAAUCAUCGUAGGGUUCUGAACCGUUGGAAGGAUUUCUUGAUAAAUGGGGACCCAAGAUGGGAGAAUAGGAUGAAAACUAGCAGUGCUGCUACAAAGACAGAGAUUGGCCUCAAUUCAUUGGAAGAGCCUAAUCACUCCACUUCCAAUUCUAUUAAUCGCGUAAUGCCCACUGGUGAUGGGCUUCAUCCCAAUGAUAGUACUACUCAUCUUCAGGCUCAUGCAAGUGAAGGUGCUUGUAAAAAGAAUAAAAUUGCAAAGAAAGUUCGGCCCGGAGUGGGGCCUGAUCCAAAUAAACCGCCUUGCAUUAAAGCCAAGGAAAGGAGGAGGAAGAAGAAGGAAGGGGAAGGAAACCCUGUUAAUAAUAAUGAUGAUAGUUCUAAUAAAAACAGAGGAGCUGCUAGUCACAAUAACCUCCCAUUACUAGAAAUAAUGAAAGCUCAUGAGGAGGAAAUAAGUUGUGGGAAUCCAAAACAUAAACUGGAAAUAAGAUUAGUGGCAAGUGAUGACAAAGAGAUGAAAGACUCCUUAGUUGACUUCUUCUCGCUUUACAAUCGCUUUCAAGACGGCGUCCAUCCUGGCAAAUCGAAAUUCAAAACUUCUGCAGAUCUACAUUGGGCGUUCAUAAACUCACCACUCCGUCCUUCCGAUAGAUCAAAGGGAGACAGGCCAAUGGGUACGUACCAUAUGAGAUAUUACCUUGACGGGGAAUUGAUCAUGCUUAGUGUGAUUGAUAUCUUACCCACUUACCUAGUAUCGAUAUACUUCAUUUAUGAUCCUGAUAUUCGGUUCCUUCAGCCUGGCAUAUACACCUGCUUGAGAGAGAUAGCUCUUAUACAAGAGCUACAGAGGGAGAGCCCAGAGUUGGUCUAUUACAAUCUUGGUUUCUACAAUGAUUUUAGUCAAAAGAUAAACUACAAGAGACAGUUUAAACCGACUGAGAUCCUCUGCCCCAUCACUAGUACAUACGUGCCCCUAGACACUGCCCUCCCUUUGCUACGAGAUGUAAGAUACUGUCGCUUGGCUGACAGAGAAGUACCGCAAAAACCAGAAAAAGAAGACCUUGAUGUCAACGAUGUUGUGGUCCUAGACGUCGUUACUAUGCAGGGACAAUACUUGAAGGAUAAUUCGAUAUUGAGGAUGAUGUACGGGCCGAUAGUCCAGCACUAUAUGUGGGGGGCUGGUAGAGAUAUAAUGACAAGAAUGCUCAUAUCUCGUUAGGAGUUUAUUGUUAUAAUUUGAAAGUUAUUUUUGUUCUCUUUGUGGUAUGGGUGACAUUUUAACGACUUGUUUGUAUUUAUAUAAUUUUUUAUUGUUUUUUUAAUGCUCUUUAAGAAAGUAUUACUAUAACACAAACAUAGUUUUAUUCCUAAUAAAACUUUUUAUU
Amphimedon queenslandica is the source of this 1896-nucleotide messenger RNA. RefSeq names its product arginyl-tRNA--protein transferase 1-like. Bases 78 to 1730 code for a protein of 550 amino acids. The record is from RefSeq and is a predicted model, not a curated record. Gene Ontology annotation, cellular component: cytoplasm. Gene Ontology annotation, biological process: protein arginylation. Lineage: Eukaryota; Metazoa; Porifera; Demospongiae; Haplosclerida; Niphatidae. The transcript has a single exon. Gene Ontology annotation, molecular function: arginyl-tRNA--protein transferase activity.